AUGCUGGGCAGAUCAACAGCUGCAGAUCCAGUGACAACAUCAGUUGCAGCUAGUGUUGACAAUCUCUUAGAAAUUAGUAACGAAGUGACAGAUGUGUCUGAGGAAUCUCGUUCUGCAUCAUCCACUAUCAUUAAAUCCUUAGAGGAACAGCUAGCUACGGUUGCAUCAGUUGGCUUAAAUUACACUUUCAGUAGCAAGAAUCUUGACAUCGAGGUGGUACAAUUGCAGGAAGACUUCGCUUCAAAUGGGGUUGUGUUUUAUUUGUCGGAAAAUUCGCCUGCUUUAGUAGUUCCAUCUGAGAAAUAUUCAAGUGAAUCUGUAACCGAAUUAGAUACAUCUUUGAAGUUACCAGCUGAAGCGUUUGAUGUUGGCACGGUACAUCGAGAAGAUGGAAAUGUUCCCAGCGUAUUUGUUCUUUAUAAGCAAUCUACUUUGUUUUCAAUUACAAGCAAAGGCAAUAAAAAUUGGACGAUUGGGAGCAGAGUUAUAUCAGCCAAUGUUCAUGGAAUGGAGUCAAAUACUUUUAAAAAUCCAGUUAUUGGGGUUUAUACUCCGACAAUAAACAAAUCGGUGUCUGAACAAGACAUUAGAUGUGUAUUCUGGGAUUUUAAACUUGAAAACGGCAUCGGUGAUUGGUCAAACGAAGGUUGCGUGUACAACACGACUGAAGAUGGGCGUGUAAUUUGUCAUUGUGAUCACUUGACAAACUUCGCCGUAUUAAUGGAUUUCCAUGGCCAGACUGACAUUAUCUCCAAACGUCAUCACGUGUUAUCCGUGAUAAGCUUGAUUGGCUGUUGUGUAUCAAUUACAGCAUUGAUCUUAACCAUUUGUACACUGAUAUACACCCGGUAUACGACGCCUUUUUCAAGGGAGCAACACUCUGCUCGCCCCAAAUUGGUAUUGCUAAAUUUUGCAAUAGCACUGUUUUUGCUUUACCUCGUCUUCGUCGUCGGUAUUGAACAGACAACGCACAAACCCGCCUGUAUUUGUAUUUCUGUACUUCUUCACUAUCUUACGAUUUCAUCAAUUUCAUGGAUGACAAUACAAGCAGUGAAUAUCUACCUAUCAUUGGUGAGGAUCUUCCCGACGUAUAUCUCCAAAUUUAGGAUGAAAGCAUACAUAUUCGGAUGGGUGAUUCCUGUACUUCCGGUCGUGAUAUGUUUAAUCGUCAGUAGGGAAAGCUAUUCGAACGCAGAUUACUGCUUCAUCAAUCCAGGUCCAGUUUUAUACUAUGGUAAUAUAGCCAUAGCGGGCGCUCUGUUUUUCACAAACCUCGUCAUCUUCAUACUUGUCAUCUGCGUCCUUACAUGUUCACGAAGCCGCCAAAUAACACGAAAGAACGACAAAAGCAAGUUUGCGACUGCGAAAGAGCAGGUAUCAACUGCCAUUGGUUUGUCCAUUUUGCUUGGCUUAACCUGGGUAUUUGGAUUUACAGCAAUAGCAAAAUCAACCAGCUCAAAUUUGAGAUUCUCGAUGCAACUUCUUUUUUGUGUUUUUAAUUCGCUUCAAGGAUUAUUCGUGUUUUUGUUUUUCUCCGUUCGUCCUGGCGAUUUCAAGGCAUUUGUUACAUCAUGUCUUUCUAGCUUGUCAUGUAGUACACAAUCAUACGAAAUUGCCAAUAAAUAUGACAAAGGCGUUACGUUAUCCCACGAUACCACUGGUCAGGCCGAAUCGAUGACACACAGCACCGAUGUAUGAUUGUACAAGGAGUGAACUGCAAGAGGCCCGACUGUCCUGAUUGUGUGGUAAUGGAACGUAAAAAAAAAAUACUGCCCGAGGGCGCCCUAUUAAAAUUCCAAGAGAGUUUGCUCGAAACUCGUCUUUUAAGGACACGCCCCUUCGUGACACUGCUUUUAGAAAUAUAUAGGACUACGUUCCAAAGAAACCACAACAGUCGGACCUCUUGCAAAAUACUCUUUAAUUAUACAAUAAAUGGGUAUCACACAAAUCCGAAUUUUUGGAUUGAAGCCUACCGAACAGAAAAUCAUGAAUCAGUUGUAAGAGAAGGACGCGCGGCGUUCUCUUGACCGCAUUUCCAAGGCGCUGAACGCCGUCCAGAGGCAUAGGCUGUGGAGGGGGUGGGGAGGGGUGGUGUGAAGAGUGCGGCCGCAUCCUCCCCCUCCCCCUUAAAAGGCAAAAAGGUUCCGCUGGUGUAGGCCUAGGCCUGCCUAUACCACAAUGGAAAAUUUGCAGGGCAGCAAGUAAAACUCGAUUACGCCAACAACAUAUAAACCUGUGAUAUGUUUAAUCGUAAAACAAAAUAAAAGCUAAUUGUUAUCCCAUACAAUAUAUGAAUAAACAUCGUAAUUCUAAAUAAAUACAGUGUAUUCUUCAUAUUGUCAGAACAUUUAUUUCAUAAUGGUCGAAGUUAAAUUUAUAUUUAAAAGAUGCGUACAAUUAUUAACUUUUUGAAUAAAACAAACUAUUGUUUCCUAUCCUAAUUCGCCCACAAUGCGAUCACUUUUAUUACAGGCAUGCGCAGUUCAAUAAUUAACUACGAAGUUUUUUACUGCGCAUGCUUAUGACUGUGAGAAAAAUAAUACUGAUUCGCACUAUUGGGCGGACUGCAUAAAACUUAAAACAUAAAAACCUAGAACUGCGUAAGACUGCGUUGAUACUGCAUAACAUCGAUUGAGAUAGGUUAUAUUUUUCUAAUUGUAUAGGCUAUUAAAAUGCAAUAACAAUGGGAAUAAGAUGCCUUGAAAUUUAAAUUAUUAGGGCAAAUAAAUAUUGCAAGUUGAAGUAUCGUAGCAUUUAGUUAGAUUUUCAUGUUUGAUUUGUAGAAUGAUUGAUUAUAUGAAAUAAAUGUGGGAUGCCCCCACACAAGACAAAAAAAAAAA
Molecule: messenger RNA, 2840 nt
Organism: Anneissia japonica
Lineage: Eukaryota; Metazoa; Echinodermata; Crinoidea; Comatulida; Comatulidae
Product: adhesion G-protein coupled receptor G6-like
Exons: 7
Coding region: 1-1698 (565 amino acids)
Biological process (GO): G protein-coupled receptor signaling pathway; cell surface receptor signaling pathway
Cellular component (GO): membrane
Molecular function (GO): G protein-coupled receptor activity
Source: RefSeq, a predicted model, not a curated record